UUGCCGUCGAUCUUGCCCUGGCCUAGGCCUACUUGCAGUGUUUUGCAGUUGCAGUCUUUUGCAGUCCGUCUCACGAUCAACUUCUCAGUGUACGUUAUACUCCAAGAAUUCUCAAAAUGGUGCAAGCUUGGUAUAUGGACACUGAUGAAAGUUUGAAUUGUAGGGAGCCAUGCAAGCCUGAAAAUACAGUUUAUGUGCCCCAGGAAGAAUUGUACGAAAAGUCGGGAGUGGAAUAUUUCCCUAUUGAUGCUGCAACAUAUGACACAAACCCUGACUAUACGGCCAUCAAGAAAAAAAAAGGCAUCACUUAUGAGGAUACAAUCGAAGUAUCAAGAACAACUUUUCCCAACUACGAGGAAAAGAUUAAAAUUUUCUUCAAAGAGCACAUUCAUGCCGAUGAAGAAAUUCGCUUUAUUGAAGCUGGCAGCGGCUACUUUGACGUGAGGGACUGUGACGACAAGUGGAUCAGAAUUCAGGUGGUGAAGGACGACCUGAUCGUUUUGCCAGCGGGAAUCUACCACAGAUUCACUCCUGACACGGCGGAUUACAUCAAAGCCAAGAGGCUAUUCGCUGGCGACCCAGUAUGGACACCCAUCGACCGGCCCGGAGCAGAUGAUCAUUCUGUGCGUAAAGAUUACCUCAACAGAAUGGCGGCAGGCAGCAGCUAAUUAUGUGAGUUGUUCGGUGAAAUCUGUGGCUGCUAAACGCAAACUAUGAUGUCGUCAGAUGGUCAGAGGAGCGCACCAAAAGACGUGUCCAACAAAGGUUGUUAAAAUCAGGAUUUCUUCUCAAUGCACAAAUGUAAUAUCUUCUGAGGGACAGAUAUUAAACAGAAACAGUUGCUCAGGAAACUUGAAACAAAGGUUUUUAUAAAUUGAAUCUGUCUAUGAAUUUGAUGACUUCGAUUGUUUUCCCACUGUAAAAACUGCGUGCAGCUCUGCAGUUCUGCUCUUUACUUGGUUUUGUCACUGUGCCCUUGAGUUGGUCUCGAGGCAACAACGAUAGCAAGCAGGGAGAGAGAGGGAUAACUAUUUCUGUCCUUGCAGCUAAAAUGUAUUUCUACAGUUGCAGUUAGUGACUCCAAUUUUAGUGCAGUUUCCAGUAGGGAUUUUGUUUGUUUGUUUUUUGUUUUUGUUUUUUUGCUUUAUGAUGACUUGAAGAGUGCCAUUAUUAUUUUGUCGAGCAGUUUCUUUUUUACCUGUUACCUGUACUCUUUUCUCUGAAAUAAAAAUUAUAGGAGUAGAAGUACAUUCUAAAGGUUUUCUGAUCUCUUUUUUUAACUGUAUAAAAUGGCCAAAGCUUCUGAGUACACAAUAUUAUGGCAAUAAAUAUCAGCGGAUCGGAUACCUGUAUCAUGUAGAUCUAUGUUUGGGCACUGAGAAUUUUACUUUGCAAUAAUUUACGUGAGAAUACCAUGCAUUGGUAGUCAGAGCUGUGAUUUCUUUUCCUAACCUUUUUCAAUUGUUGACAGAGCAGCUAUUUCUUUUUUCCCACUGUGGUGUUCUGUUCUCUGUACUUUACUUGUGUCUGUGAAAUCAGUAGGACUGAGGAGAUACUGGAUACAGUUUUGCUUCUUCCUUGGUGGUCAGUUUUGUGUUGCUCUAUUUCAGACUCAUUUUGUUUCAGUAUGCGUCUGUGCAUACUUAGGGUGCUCUGGUGUGGGUUGCUCCUUCUUUCUCCAUCAUCUAUCGCCCUUUUCUUUCCUCCGUCUUUUCCGUGGUAACACCUCUAAACAUUGGCACUUAUGUGACCUGUUGGUGUAUCUCAAAUGCCGUCAAACUGAUUUAAAAAACUCACUCUUGUGACAGUGUUGUGUGAUUAAAAGAAAAAUUUUAAAAUACCAAAAAGCAACCUCGAGCAUGAAGAGACAGACUUUGACCGUGAUGUAUUUUUUAGGCUGGGCACUAGAGAAAUUACAGAUGAAGGAAAGGAAAAAUAUAUACUGAAUAAUAUCGAUUUGAUUGUGAUAGGUAAGCAAAAAAACAGGUAAGGGGCAGUCCCGGAUAUUCCAAAAGACACUUCCAAUCACUUCAAUAAGCAGUUUUAUCAAAAGCUUGCUGAUAGAUCUUAAAAAAGGCUCAGUAAAACAACUCUUCCUGAAUCACAGUGAGUAAGCAUGUCAUUCAUGACUUGAAAAGACUGAGUGGAGAUUUCAGUGUUUUGUAGAGAGAGAAGGGAGAUUUGAAUUUCACAAGUUGGUCGGAUCUUUCUGAAUAGACUCAGCGAAUUCUGUAGUGAGAAUUUUUCAGACACAAUUGUCUAAUGCUUACUCGGAAAAGAUUUCUGAUCGUGUCAUGGUUUUAUUUUUUGAGGUCACUCCCCAUUUUCCUAACCGGUAAGUUCCUUUUUGUAUAAGUCUGCCUCUUUUUGUAGUAAACAGAACGCAAAUAUUGAAUGACGAAUGGAGUGUUGUUUUAAUUUUUCAGCUAGCAAGUAUAAUAUACAGCUUGUUAAUGGGUUUUUUAAAAAUCUGAGCUUACUCAAGAUAUGCAAUGUCAUUUGUUAUAAUAUUGUCUCCUUUGAUUGGAAAUCCAGCUUGCUUGAAAAGAUACGAGUGUAUUUUAUUCUUGAUGCAGCAUGAAAUGUCUUUAAUUUAUGUAUUUAAACAUUUGUUGCUGUUCAGUUCGUGUAAAUUUUGAGGUUGCUUUCAACCAAACAUUCAUCAAAUGAAGUGGUCUAGGGAAGAGUGGCUAUGGGAAUGCAUUGAUCAGAUAUAUUAUAUUCGGAAUAUAAUACUGAUCAUAUAUACAUAAUAUAUGCGGUUGUGGAUAUUUUUCUCCAUGUGCUUCUCUGUUCUGAUUUUGCAAUUUUACAUCAGGUCAUGGAUUUUUGCUCAGUGCUUGAAAUUGUGGGAAAAUUGAACUGACCAUCCUUUUGGUGUUGCCUUUAAAAUGUUAUUGUCAGAUGGUGACCUUUGACAUUCUAUUUGUCACAAUAAUACUAUGUACCUACACACGUGAUGUAUGCACUUUUACAAUGUUUGUUCAUCUGUUCAUGUUGAAUGAUAGGGCCUUCUACUAACGUUUCUCAUAGGCAGAACAUAAUUAGCAAAAUCAUGUUCCUUUCUUUGCUAAUGAAAAAUACAGAACUGUUGAAACUGAA
Molecule: messenger RNA, 3102 nt
Organism: Aplysia californica (California sea hare)
Lineage: Eukaryota; Metazoa; Mollusca; Gastropoda; Aplysiida; Aplysiidae
Product: 1,2-dihydroxy-3-keto-5-methylthiopentene dioxygenase
Exons: 4
Coding region: 117-668 (183 amino acids)
Molecular function (GO): acireductone dioxygenase [iron(II)-requiring] activity
Source: RefSeq, a predicted model, not a curated record